CUCCCUCAGGCAGAGAGCACACAGGCGCGUCACUAGUAGGCGGCCGAUUGGAUGGAGUUGGCGCUUUUUGGGCCCUGGAUUUUGUCGCUGCCUCGGAAGUAAAAGGAGGCUGUCCCCGGGGGAGUUUUCCCGGUUAUCGGGGAAAGGUGUGCAGCCGCAGCCGCUGCCAUGGGUUUCCUGAAACUCAUCGAGAUCGAGAACUUUAAGUCGUACAAGGGGCGCCAGAUUAUCGGCCCGUUCCACAGGUUCACCGCCAUCAUCGGACCAAAUGGAUCCGGGAAAUCCAAUCUUAUGGAUGCCAUCAGUUUUGUGCUGGGAGAAAAGACAAGCAACCUGAGAGUAAAGACCCUGCGAGACCUCAUCCACGGGGCACCCGUAGGCAAGCCAGCAGCUAACCGGGCCUUUGUUAGUAUGGUGUACUCUGAAGACAGUGGCGAAGAGAAGGUUUUCUCAAGAGUUAUUGUAGGUGGGUCUUCAGAGUAUAAAAUCAACAACAAGGUAGUUCAGUUAUCGGAGUACAGCGAUGAACUGGAAAAGCUGGGAAUCCUGAUUAAGGCUCGGAACUUCCUGGUGUUCCAGGGGGCGGUCGAGUCCAUUGCCAUGAAGAACCCCAAAGAGCGUACGGCCCUGUUUGAAGAGAUCAGUCGGUCAGGAGAGCUGGCACAGGAGUAUGAUAAGCGCAAGAAGGAGAUGGUGAAGGCUGAAGAAGACACACAGUUUAAUUAUCACCGCAAGAAAAACAUCGCUGCUGAGAGGAAGGAGGCCAAGCAGGAAAAAGAAGAGGCGGAACGGUACCAGCGAUUGAAAGAUGAGGUGGCUCGAGCACAAGUUCAGCUGCAACUGUUUAAACUCUACCAUAAUGAAUCUGAGAUCGAAAAGCUAAACAAAGAUCUGAGUGUUAAGAACAAGGGGAUAGAGAAGGACAAGAAGCAUAUGGAUAAGGUGGAGGAAGAACUCAAGGACAAGAAGAAAGACUUGGGGAAGAUGAUGAGAGAGCAGCAGGCCAUUGAGAAAGAGAUCAAAGAGAAAGAUGCGGAACUGAAUCAGAAACGUCCUCAGUAUAUUAAGGCCAAGGAAAACACUUCCCACAAAAUCAAAAAGUUGGAGGCAGCCAAAAAAUCCCUUCAGAAUGCCCAAAAGCAGUACAAGAAGCGUAAAGCAGAUAUGGAUGAACUGGAGAAGGAAAUGCUUUCUGUAGAGAAGGCUCGGCAGGAGUUUGAAGAACGGAUGGAGGAGGAAAGUCAGAGUCAAGGACGGGAUCUUACACUGGAAGAAAAUCAGGUCAAGAAAUAUCAUCGCCUAAAGGAAGAGGCCAGUAAGAGAGCAGCCACUUUAGCCCAAGAGCUUGAGAAGUUUAACAGGGACCAGAAGGCUGACCAAGAUCGACUUGAUCUGGAGGAGAGGAAAAAAGUGGAGACAGAGGCUAAAAUUAAACAGAAAUUGCGUGAGAUAGAAGAGAACCAGAAGAGAAUUGAGAAACUCGAGGAGUACAUUGCCACCAGCAAGCAGUCACUGGAAGAACAGAAGAACCUGGAGGAGACCUUAACUGAAGAGGUGGAGCUGGCCAAGCGAAGGAUUGAUGAGAUUAACAGUGAGCUGAAUCAGGUGAUGGAGCAGUUGGGAGAUGCUAGGAUUGACAGGCAAGAGAGUAGCCGACAGCAGCGGAAAGCUGAGAUUAUGGAGAGCAUAAAGCGACUGUAUCCUGGAUCUGUGUAUGGUCGACUGAUUGACCUUUGCCAGCCCACCCAGAAGAAGUACCAGAUUGCAGUCACCAAGGUGCUUGGAAAGAAUAUGGAUGCUAUCAUUGUUGAUUCAGAGAAGACAGGAAGAGACUGCAUCCAGUACAUCAAAGAGCAGCGUGGAGAACCCGAAACCUUCCUUCCUCUUGAUUAUUUGGAGGUGAAACCCACAGAUGAGAAGCUAAGGGAGCUGAAAGGAGCCAAACUGGUGAUAGAUGUUAUCCGAUAUGAGCCUCCGCAUAUCAAGAAAGCUCUACAAUAUGCCUGUGGUAAUGCCCUGGUCUGUGACAAUGUAGAGGAUGCACGCAGGAUUGCUUUUGGAGGACAUCAAAGGCAUAAGACAGUGGCCCUGGAUGGAACCUUAUUCCAGAAGUCUGGUGUGAUCUCUGGAGGUGCCAGUGACUUAAAAGCCAAGGCCAGGAGGUGGGAUGAGAAAGCAGUGGAUAAACUCAAGGAGAAAAAGGAGCGCUUAACAGAGGAACUAAAGGAGCAAAUGAAAGCCAAACGCAAAGAGGCUGAACUGAGACAGGUGCAGUCCCAAGCCCAUGGUCUACAGAUGAGGCUGAAAUACUCCCAGAGUGAUCUGGAACAAACCAAAACCCGGCAUUUGGCUAUGAACUUGCAGGAAAAAUCCAAGUUGGAGAGUGAACUGGCCAAUUUUAGCCCUCGUAUCAAUGAUAUUAAGCGGAUAAUUCAGAGCAGAGAACGGGAAAUGAAAGAUCUGAAGGAGAAAAUGAAUCAGGUGGAAGAUGAGGUUUUUGAAGAGUUCUGUCGGGAAAUAGGUGUCAGAAAUAUCAGAGAGUUUGAAGAGGAGAAGGUUAAGAGGCAAAAUGAGAUUGCCAAGAAAAGGUUGGAAUUUGAAAAUCAGAAGACCCGUCUGGGCAUUCAGCUAGACUACGAGAAGAACCAGCUGAAAGAGGACCAGGGCAAAGUGCAGACAUGGGAGCAGUCUGUAAAGAAAGAUGAUAAUGAAAUAGAAAAACUCAAAAAGGAAGAGCAGAGACACAUGAAGAUAAUCGAUGAGACGAUGGCCCAGUUGCAGGAUCUGAAGAACCAGCACUUGGCUAAAAAGUCAGAGGUGAACGACAAGAACCAUCUUAUGGAAGAUAUCCGUAAAAAGCUGGGGAGUGCCAACAAGGAAGUCACCCACCUUCAAAAGGAAGUCACCGCCAUUGAAACAAAGCUCGAACAGAAGCGCAGUGACCGCCAUAAUCUGCUCCAGGCCUGCAAGAUGCAGGAUAUCAAACUGCCACUGUCCAAAGGCACCAUGGAUGAUAUCAGUCAAGAAGAGGGUGGGUCUCAAGGAGAGGAGUCUGUCAGCAGUUCCCAGAGAUCCUCUACUGUUUAUGCAAAAGAGGCAUUACUUGAAAUAGAUUACAGUGACCUCUCUGAGGAUUUGAAAGAUGCAGUGGCCGAUGAUGACAUCAAACAGGAGAUGAGCGCAUUGCAUCAGAAGCUAAAUGAGCAGCAGAGCAUCUUACAGAGGAUUGCUGCUCCCAACAUGAAGGCCAUGGAGAAACUUGAGAGCGUCAGAGAUAAGUUCCAAGAGACAUCAGACGAGUUUGAAGCUGCUCGAAAACGAGCCAAGAAGGCUAAGCAGGCCUUUGAGCAGACCAAGAAGGAGAGAUUUGACAGGUUUAAUGCAUGCUUUGAGUCUGUUGCCACAAACAUUGAUGAAAUUUACAAGGCCCUCUCUAGAAACAGCAGUGCCCAGGCUUUUCUGGGACCAGAGAACCCAGAGGAGCCUUACUUAGAUGGGAUCAAUUACAACUGCGUGGCGCCUGGUAAGCGCUUCCGGCCAAUGGACAACUUGUCUGGAGGAGAAAAAACUGUAGCGGCACUUGCUCUGCUGUUUGCUAUUCACAGCUACAAACCAUCACCAUUUUUUGUACUGGAUGAAAUUGACGCUGCCUUGGAUAAUACCAACAUAGGAAAGGUGGCAAAUUAUAUUAAAGAGCAGUCAAUGUCUAACUUCCAAGCCAUUGUCAUUUCUUUAAAAGAGGAGUUCUACACUAAGGCCGAAAGUUUAAUUGGUGUCUACCCAGAGCAAGGGGAUUGUGUAAUCAGCAAAGUUCUGACGUUUGACCUGACUAAGUACCCAGAUGCAAACCCCAACCCAAAUGAUUAGUGGACACACUGAGGCUUAGAUGGCUGUUGCUUCUGUAGCAUUUCAUACAUGGAACUUUUUUUCUUUUUUUUUUUUUUAAUUUGGACUCUGCUGUCUGGAUAUCCCAAGAACACUUUACUGGCUGGCACAUCCACACAUGUGAGACUGUUUGGCCAUGGCUGUUACAUGGGCAGGCAAGCAUUUUUUGGGGACUUGUGCUGGUAUCAGCUUAUGGCGAAAUUUGGCUCAAGCCUUCUCCACUCCUAUUACCCUCAUUUAUUUUUUCUAACCAUGAUGUAAUUAUACAACGUCUUAUCCUUUCUCUCAGAAUUGUGGCAUUACUGUGUUGAGAGCUGUAUUUUUACCCCCCUUUUUAGAGGCAGAAACAUUUAAUGCUUUUACUACUCAUGUUGCUGUACUGGAUUGUAAUAGUUUUAUCUGCUACUUUGAUUACAGAGAUAUGGUGCAUUGUUUUACAAUAAAGAUCAUGUGUAAUAUCUU
Molecule: messenger RNA, 4347 nt
Organism: Xenopus tropicalis (tropical clawed frog)
Lineage: Eukaryota; Metazoa; Chordata; Amphibia; Anura; Pipidae
Gene: smc1a
Product: structural maintenance of chromosomes 1A
Exons: 25
Coding region: 169-3867 (1232 amino acids)
Biological process (GO): sister chromatid cohesion; chromosome organization
Cellular component (GO): cohesin complex; chromosome; nucleus
Molecular function (GO): ATP hydrolysis activity; ATP binding
Source: RefSeq, a predicted model, not a curated record